Messenger RNA from Aspergillus mulundensis, 2163 nucleotides. RefSeq names its product putative alcohol dehydrogenase. Gene Ontology annotation, molecular function: oxidoreductase activity. The record is from RefSeq and is a predicted model, not a curated record. NCBI's taxonomy places the organism in Eukaryota, Fungi, Ascomycota, Eurotiomycetes, Eurotiales, Aspergillaceae. Bases 1 to 2163 code for a protein of 720 amino acids. The transcript has 6 exons.
AUGUACCCGGUCGCCCUCGUCCAUUCUCCCCUGCUCAAAUCAAUUAGCGAACUCCUGUUCCUCACCGACACUAUACCAUGCCUUUUUUCUGCUCUGCGAAGGCCACUGUCAACAGGGACAUCCCAUAUUCUUGGUAUUGGAAUGGCAAAUCCCUUCGUGCAGGGUACAAACGAAGGGAAUACGUACGCGAAGUGCGUACCAAUGCUUGCGAACCCAGAUCUCAUGGCUGUUAUCCGGAUCCAUAUCAACGGUACAGCUACCACGAACGUGGCCACCACUACCGGCACGUUCAUGACAACUUCGGCUCGCCAAAUCAGUGCUCCUCGAGGAGUGAUCGAUACUGCCGAACAUCCUGUCAGUAUCCACCAACGGGCUCAGGGUGGUGCCAACAAGAAUGCUAUUAUGAACUUCAAUGCCAUUGUCUUAGAUGUUAAUGUGGCUGUGACGAGUAUCACCAUGUCGAAAGCAAUCUUUCUCGGAAAAGCUGAGGGCAAGCCUGGGAAGGUCUACUAUCCCCUCUCGCUGAAGACUUUACCCCAACCCACCCCGCAAGGCACCGAGCUGCUCGUGAGAUUGUCCGCAGCAGCCCUCAACCACCGCGAUGUAUUUCUGCGCCAGCACCUCUAUCCUGGCUUGACGUUUGAUGUGCCAAUGGGCGCAGACGGCGUCGGGAUCGUUGUGGGGGCAGGUCCCGGAGUCACAAACCCAGGGCGAUGGCAGGGAAAGCGAGUCAUUAUAAACCCAGGCAUAGGCUGGAAGGACUCUCUGGAGGGACCAGAAGACCCCUCUGGCUAUAAGAUUAUGGGGGGAACAAAGUUCUACAACAAAGGGACCCUGCAGGACUUUAUCACGAUCGAAGAGUCAGAGCUUGAAGAAGCUCCCGAACACUUGUCAGAUGCAGAAGCAGCUGCCUUACCUCUCGCAGGACUGACUGGAUGGAGGGCCCUGGUGGUUAAGGCAGGGGAACGCAACACAGGCAAAGGGGCGGCAGUCCUGAUCACAGGUAUUGGCGGCGGUGUCGCGCUCAUUGCCUUGCUCUUUGCUGUAGCGCGAGGCGCAGACGUAUAUGUGACCAGUUCUAGUGAGGACAAAAUCCGCAAAUCCAUCGAGCUGGGUGCCAAGGGUGGUGUAAAUUACAAGGAGGAUGGCUGGGAGAAAAAGCUGCUGGGCCUGCUUCCCAAGGGAAAGACGAACUUUGACGCCGUCAUCGAUGGAGCGGGCGGCAACUCCGUUGAGAAGUCUGUCAAGCUGCUCAAGGCUGGCGGUGUACUUUCCAUCUAUGGAAUGACAGUCUCUCCGGUAAUGCCAUUUACGAUGCAGGCCGUGUUGAAGAACAUUGAUGUUCGUGGUUCGACCAUGGGCUCCCGGAAAGAGUUUAAGGACAUGGUCGAUUUUGUCAAGACACACAAAGUCCGCCCCAUUGUAUCGCGGGUGGUUCAGGCUGAGCUGAGCGAUGUUGCUGCCCUCGAUGGGCUGUUUCAGGACAUGAAAGAUAGCAAGCAGUUCGGGAAGCUGGUCAUAGAGUUCGGAAAGUCGUCGGAAAUCCCUCCCCAUCUUGGAGUAAAUGUCAUGGAUGUUGAGAUCGUCCAGAAGUACGGCCCAGGAAUGUCUUUCUAUCGCGCGGAGAUCAAGGCGGCUCGAAAGAGAACAAGACCGGCAGGAGAAGCCGUGCUCAGGCGAUACUGUGAGGCCCUGAGGGAAUUAAGGAUCUCGAAUAAACUGCUCGAAAACAAGCUGCAGCAACUGUGCUCCGAAGGUCUCCGACUCAACCUUGACGUCGCGCUACUCAAGCGCCAUAUGAGCGCCUUCAAUGGCGAGCUUCUCGUGACAUGGCAGUCCGAUAUCCUGACGCGGUUGAUUGAGGUCAUCUACGAAAGGCACGGUUGGAGGAUGCCGGGGGAAAUUCUCGUCGGCGACCACGACGGCCUGGACCGAAAUACGCUUUCGAAGAUAUAUGUGAUGGCCGCAAGGAAGAUUAAGAAAGAGACGGUCAUGAAGAAAGCGGUUGGUUUGCCUGAGCAGUACUAUCUCGCCCUGCAGAGGUACGACGAACACAAAUCCUUUCCGAUCAGAAUCCCACUUUGCGCGGUGGCUGGUUUCGAAAAUGUCAACUCGGCCAGCAAUGUACCGUUUUUGGGCGCGGCUAUUCCCCGUGUGCUAUAA